This is a messenger RNA of Scaptodrosophila lebanonensis, 1722 nucleotides long. RefSeq names its product transcription factor AP-1 (gene Jra). Lineage: Eukaryota; Metazoa; Arthropoda; Insecta; Diptera; Drosophilidae. The transcript is spliced from 3 exons. Gene Ontology annotation, cellular component: transcription regulator complex. Gene Ontology annotation, molecular function: DNA-binding transcription factor activity, RNA polymerase II-specific; transcription factor binding; RNA polymerase II cis-regulatory region sequence-specific DNA binding. Gene Ontology annotation, biological process: regulation of cell population proliferation; regulation of cell cycle; regulation of transcription by RNA polymerase II. Bases 222 to 1082 code for a protein of 286 amino acids. The record is from RefSeq and is a predicted model, not a curated record.
AUUGAAACGCAAUUGGGAAUAAUAAUAAAUAUUCAGCAAGUUCUCACAAAUUAAAAGAUUUAAUACAACGUGCUAAUUGAACAUAAUCAAGAGCAAAAUUUUAGUUGCCAGCUGAGUUAACUGUGUUUGCUGAAAAUCACAAAAGCUCCAGAAAUAAAAACACACUUGUGGUUCGCUCUGUUUCUGCUGUCUGACGUCAUCAUUAAACCAGAACGGAAAUAAUGAAAACAGUUGUAUCUGCCACUAACCCUGUUACUACAAGUACAGGUGGGCCACAAAUAGUGCCAAAAACCGAACCAGUCGCAAUUGACGAGCAGUCAAUGGAAUUUCAAACACCCAACAGCACUUCAACGCCGAACGUUAGCAAACGUCCGGGUUUUCUGGAUCUUAACAAGUCAUCAAAAAAUAAACGAUCUGUGGCACCUUUACUCAUUGAUUCGCCCGAUUUGCAGGGCAAGACAAUCAACACACCAGACCUAGAGAAAAUACUGUUGUCCGGCAAUUUGCUGCAAACACCACAGCCCGGUACCGUUUUUCCCACAAAAGUGGGUGCAGUUACCUCGGAACAAGAAGCCUUCGGCAAGGGUUUCGAUGAAGCGUUGCAGAGUCUGCACACCAGCAAGAGUUCCCAGGGAUUUCUUGGACCUAUUGUGAGUAGCACGGCUGCUAGUAAUCCACCAGCAACCACCACUAUGACUGCUGUCAACAAUGGCAUGAGUGGCGGCACCUUCACCUAUACAAACAUGGAAGGCUUCCCCGUCAUCAAAGACGAGCCACAAAACACUACUGCUUCCCCUACAGUCAGUCCCAUCGAUAUGGAAACUCAGGAGAAGAUCAAGUUGGAACGCAAACGUCAACGUAACCGCGUCGCCGCUUCCAAGUGCCGUAAACGCAAGCUUGAGCGUAUUUCUAAGUUGGAAGAUCGCGUCAAGGUUCUGAAGGGUGAAAACACCGAUUUGGCCGGCAUUGUGAAAACUCUCAAAGACCAUGUCGCACAGCUUAAGCAACAGGUUAUCGAACACAUGGAAGCCGGAUGCACCGUCCAAACCGUUCCCAAUGCGGCCCUACUGUCGGGCAAAUAACAUAGGGAUUCUGAGGGGGAGCCAAAUGUAAUUUUGGGGGAUGAAAUGCAACAAUUUAUGGCAGAUUUGGAACCAGAAGACAUUGACACAGAAGGGGAACCAGAGGACCAAGAUCUUAACAAUACAUUCGAUGUUGGCGUAAACAACAAUGAGGAUGAACUGCUGGACACCGCGGCGCUGGAGGAGGAAAUACCACUGGAUCUGCUACUAAGCACGUCAACCAGGAUAAACAUGGACGAACAGCUUGAAAUAUUACCCACGCAGUCCUUGCCAAGCAAUGCCGUUAUCAGCGUGACACAGAACGCUGUCGAUGAGCCAUCCGAAGGAGAGCGCCUGGUGUUGGUCAUACUAGCAGACUAUAGUGCGCCAUCGGCUGAAUGUUAGAAAUGUACAUGUUUUACUCAGCAUACAGAUGUUAUUUUAAAUGCGCAAACUACUUACCUAACUAUGCUUCGAGUGCCUUUUCAGCCAUUAUUGUUGCAUUUGCUUUUAGUGCUAAUCGUAAUGUAGCGUGCAAUGCCUUGUUUUAUUUGUAAGCUUCAGUUGCCUUUACAAUUAAUGUUUUUUAGUUUUAACUUUACUGUAGUGCUAAGGACAAGUAUUAUCUAUGUUGACCAUACGAAUAAACCAUCGCAAACAA